Molecule: messenger RNA, 3588 nt
Organism: Polyodon spathula (Mississippi paddlefish)
Lineage: Eukaryota; Metazoa; Chordata; Actinopteri; Acipenseriformes; Polyodontidae
Product: GPI transamidase component PIG-T-like
Exons: 12
Coding region: 38-2059 (673 amino acids)
Biological process (GO): attachment of GPI anchor to protein
Cellular component (GO): GPI-anchor transamidase complex
Source: RefSeq, a predicted model, not a curated record
UUUGCAAGACUGAAUACAGGAAGUGGUUGAGAAAAAGAUGGUAAGUCAUCGGCUCGGCGUUGCUGUGUUGGUUGCUACGGCAAUCCUCUUGGCCGAAUCAGAACCGAACCGGGUCGAGUCUGAAAAAUUACAGGACGUCAGCGGGAGUCCUGAUGCUGUCUUCUCAGACGCAGAAGGAGGUUUCAAAACUGGGGACGGAACUAGUGAAACAAUACCGGGGCAGGCCGAGACUCACCCGCACCCGAUAGAGACUGGACAGGCGGAUUCCGCCGGGCGGUGGGUGUCGAUCGAGGUGGGAUCGGUUCGGGUCGAGGAGCCCGUCGCAGAUGAAAAGCUGGAAAAUCUUCAAGCAGAAUUUGAUUUGCAGGAUGCACUGCAGCAGAGCAAACCCGUACCGACUCCCCGAGACCACUUUGCAGAAGAGCUGGUUAUCAGACCCUUGCUGUCCGGGGAUAUUUACACGAAUUUCCAGUUUCGCACACGCUGGGAUACAGACCUGCACCGGGGGAAAAAAGUGUCUCACUACAGGCUGUUUCCCAAGUCCCUGGGCCAGGUCAUCUCCAAGUUCUCUGUGCGAGAGCUGCACAUCUCCUUCACACAGGGCUUCUGGAGGACCACGCAGUGGGGCCAGCCGCUCCUGUCGGCCCCCCCUGGGGCAGAGCUCUGGGUGUGGUUCCAGGACAGCGUGGCGGAAGUGGAUGUUGCCUGGAGGGAGCUGACCAGCGUCCUGUCUGGGAUCUUCUGCGCCUCUCUCAACUUCAUCGACUCGACCAACACAGUGCAGCCCAGCGCCUCCUUCAAACCCAUGGGCCUCGGGAAUGUUACAGACCAGCGUUUCCUGCGCUAUGCUGUACUGCCUCGGGAGAUCGUGUGCACUGAGAACCUUACGCCCUGGAAGAAGCUGCUGCCCUGUGAAUCCCAGGCUGGUCUGGCUGUGCUGCUCAAGUCAGAGAAGCUCUUCCACAGCAGCUACCACUCCCAGGCUGUGCACGUCCGCCCAGUCUGCAAGGACUCUGCGUGCAGGGAGACAUCCUGGGAGCUGAGCCAGACCCUGGGCAUUGUCUUCGACCUGCACGCCUCGGGGCAGAGCAAGAGAGAGUGGUCUCUGUUCAAGAUGUUCUCCCGCACACUCACUGAGCCCUGUCCCCUGGCCUCCCGCAGCAAAGUGUACGUGGACGUCACUGACAACCCCCUGGGGGAGGAGCUGUUCGAUCUGAGCCCUGCGGUGUCCUUGCAGACCCAGGUGGUGGUCCUGGGGGAUCGCAGGACGUUCACGGUGUACGACCUCCUGACCCCUGAGCUGUACGGCCCCACGCGCUCCCUGAACAUCCUCCUGAAGUGGAGGCAGCAGGAGAGCGUGGACAUGCAUCGGCCCGUUCUCCACACAGAGCGCUUUGUGAGCGGCUACGGGCUGCAGACGGGCGAGAUCAACACCCUCCUCUACAACAGCCACCCGUUCCGGGCGUUCCCUGUGCUGCUGAUGGAGACGGUGCCCUGGUACCUGCGGCUCUACAUCCACACCCUGACCGUGCAGAGCAAGGGCAAAGAGAACAAGCCUAGUUAUAUCCACUACCUGCCCUCGAAGGAUCGACAGCGCCCCCACCUGUUGGAGAUGUUAGUGCAGCUGCCCCCCCACUCCGUCACAAAGGUCACAGUGCAGUUCGAGAGGGCUCUGCUCAAGUGGACUGAGUACACGCCUGACCCCAACCAUGGCUUCUACAUCAGCUCCUCAGUUGUUAGCGCUAUGGUGCCAAGCGUGGUUGCCAUGGAUACCAAUAGCACAGAGGAAUGCCCCCUUUUCACCACCCUGUUCCCCAGUACAGAGGAGUCCAGCUACUUCGUGCGUGUGUACAGCGAGCCCCUGCUGGUGAACUUGCCCACCCCGGACUUCAGCAUGCCCUACAACGUCAUCUGCCUGACCUGCACGGUGGUGGCCGUGGGCUACGGCUCUCUCUACAACCUGCUGACCCGCACCUUCCAGGCAGAGGAGCCCAGCGGCGGGCUGGCCAAGCGGCUUGCUAAUGUCAUCCGCAGGCUGAGGGGAGUACCGGCGCUGUGAGAGGGGCAGGGGGAGAGAGCGAGCCCCCACAGACUCUUAACACAUUGAACAGGUAACUCCCAGUAGUCUGGGGCACAGGGGAGAGGGGCUACAUUAAUAACAUACACAAAUGUGCAGUUCAGCAGCCCACUAAACACAGGGCUACUGUUUUCUGCUGAUGCUACUAGUUCAUUGUGACUUUCCAUUUGUUCUUUAAGUCCUUACAUGGGGUGAAAUUGCUGGAAGAAAAUGCCCCCUGCUACUACUUGCUUUAAAAGUAGCCUUGUUUUUUUUGGGCUUAAGAUUCUUUGUGAAAAUAUUAGGACAAACCUUUUGUAUGCAGAAAGUUUAUAAAAGUUCUAAAAGAAAUUAACGUAAAAAUAAUUCCUGAUCGGUCAGCACUUUCAAAGGGGCUUGUAAAAUAUAUAAACAAAUCAAACAAUAACUACAGUCCGUCCUGGUAAGAGGUGACUGCUAACACGGGGUCCACUGCACCAUACCUUACUCUUACACUAACUCUGGCCCAGGGUGGUUAUGGGCCGAUUGCUGAGUGUCAGGGAGGAAUGCUGAUGUUUAUAACUCUAUAACUGUUUAUAGGCUGCCUCUCCCUGCUCCUCUCUGCUGUGAGAACGACAGGACGAAUGAAAAAUGUACGAAAUUCCUGCAAGUCUUCUAUUCACAGAGGGGUAACAAAAACACACAGUGGCUGGGAUUUCUGUACUCUGGUGGGUAGCGAACUGCAACCCACUGAAACACAGAAAUCUACAAUGUUUUAAAUCUGAACACUACAGUGAAACUUUAUUUUUUCAUUAACCCUGUGCCUCUUAGAGUAAAUGCAGCCUGACCCAUUCUGUUGGCACAAGUGUAAACUAUAUAUGCCAGUUACCCUGUGCAGUUUGCAUACAGGUCAGGAAUGUGCUGCAUGCAUCAAUUGUGUGUGACUUUAAUUUCAUUUGACAGUGGGGUGGGGUGUUUAUACUGGCAAUGGAAAUGUAUGUGAGAGGGGGAGGGGCUGUUGUGUUUGUUGUUACGUGUUUUCAAUAAACCAACAACCGAGCCCUUUGUCCUGCUCUUACUCCCAAGCUCUCUGUUUUACAUGCCUUCUCACAAUGGUACAGAAUCGCGGGUCUUGACCAUCCUCCUUUAUAAAGCUGACUCCCACUGCCAGGAGUUCCUUGUUUGAGUUUAGAUAAUGUAGCACAAACUGAGUCCUGGCCAACUGCCAAUCACACUUUUCCUCAAACUGCUGAUUGUGGAUUAUAGGGCAGGUCAAGCCCAUUGUACCCCUUGUGUUUGACAAGCUGUGCGGUGUGUUAGAGCAGUGUUCCGUGUUUGGGGCGCACAAGUCACCACUAACAGGCCAGUGAUGACAGCAGUUCUAGAAACCCUUGUUGCUGUCAUAAAGUAUCCCAGUCUGAUUGUUCUGUGCAGUGCCUCUCAUUAAAGACUUCAAGACUGCCAAGGGAGAAGGAACGCUCUGUGUGCAGAGGGAUAGGGAAAACAUUUGGCACAGCCCCCUCGACUGACCUCAACAAAGAGCAGCUCAGCAA